AUGACCGGAGAACUCGUUUUCAUCACCGGAGGCAGCGGUCACGUCGGGUUUCGCGUGCUUGUGCGGGCGCUCGAGGCCGGCUACCGCGUGCGGGCUGCGGUGCGGAGCCCCGACAAGGCCCGGCAGAUCCUGGCCACGCCUUCCAUCCAGGCUCUUCAGCCCGGCGACGACCGGCUGUCGUUCGUGCAGGUGCCGGAUCUGACCGCUGAGGGGGCCUACGACCAGGCGAUCCAAGGCGCGCAGUAUGCCAUCCACGUGGCCUCGCCGAUCCCGCAACAAACCCAGCUGAAUAACCUCGAUCAAGACACUGCCAGUAAUGCCCGCCUGGUCGAGCACUUCAUCGACCCGGCGGUCCGCGGCACCCUGGGGCUGUUGACGGCCGCGCACAAGGCCGGCACCGUCCGACGAGUUGUGAUCACCUCGUCCGGCGCGGCGAUCGUGCCGUGGUCGUUCGUGGUGUCUGGUGGCGGCGUCGGGAGGGUGUUCGACGCCAACAGUCGCGUUCCAACUCACCCCGCGGACUACAAGUACAGCUCCGCCUUCGAAGCCUAUGCGGCAAGUAAGGUGGCCGCAUUGAACGAGGCAGAGCAGUGGUUGGCGACGACCCGACCGUCUUUCGACGUAAUUCAUCUGUUCCCCGGUUUUGUGAUCGGACGGGAUGAACUUGCCCAUACCCCAGCCGAUCUGAUGCGCCCAUCCAACCAGGAGGUGCUGGGGCCGGUGGCCUACGGGGCCAAGGACAGAUGCACUCCCAAUGCUGCGGUCCAUGUGGAUGAUGUCGCCGACGCGCACGUCCGCUGCCUCGACCCCAUUGUCCCGGGGAAUCAGGGCUUCAUCCUCUCUUCGGGAGGGGUGCAGGGAACCGAUUGGCAGGACAGUCUUGAGAUCACCGCGCGCAGGUUCGGAGAAGAGGUCGAGUCGGGCCUGCUGCCGAACAACGGGCAGAUUCAGUCAAUUCCCAUUCCUUUGGACACGAGCACGUCGGAGACGCUGUUGGGGAACAAGUUCCGCUCGUUCGAAGAGCAGGUCGUGGAUAUCGUGUCGUAUUAUCUUCAACUGGUGGCUGCUUGA
Aspergillus aculeatus ATCC 16872 is the source of this 1071-nucleotide messenger RNA. RefSeq lists its product as uncharacterized. The transcript has a single exon. Gene Ontology annotation, molecular function: oxidoreductase activity, acting on the CH-OH group of donors, NAD or NADP as acceptor. The record is from RefSeq and is a predicted model, not a curated record. The coding region runs from base 1 to 1071 and encodes 356 amino acids. NCBI's taxonomy places the organism in Eukaryota, Fungi, Ascomycota, Eurotiomycetes, Eurotiales, Aspergillaceae.